Messenger RNA from Urocitellus parryii (Arctic ground squirrel), 411 nucleotides. The record is from RefSeq and is a predicted model, not a curated record. Lineage: Eukaryota; Metazoa; Chordata; Mammalia; Rodentia; Sciuridae.
AUGAGCCCCACCACCUGCACCCUGAGGAAACACAAGACCAAUCGGAAGCCUCGCACGCCCUUCACCACGUCCCAGCUCCUGGCGCUGGAGCGCAAGUUCCGCCAGAAACAGUACCUCUCCAUCGCGGAGCGCGCGGAGUUCUCUAGCUCUCUGAACCUCACAGAGACCCAGGUCAAAAUCUGGUUCCAGAACCGAAGGGCCAAGGCCAAAAGACUGCAGGAGGCAGAACUGGAAAAGCUGAAGAUGGCAGCUAAACCUAUGCUGCCCUCCGGCUUCAGUCUCCCUUUCCCCAUCAACUCGCCCCUGCAAGCAGUGUCCCUAUCCGGAGCCUCCUACCUUUUCCAAAGACCUUCUCUUCCCCUCCUGCCCAUCCGACUCUAUGCCACGCCACGCCAGUGGGACACCGCGUAG